Molecule: messenger RNA, 3729 nt
Organism: Penicillium subrubescens
Lineage: Eukaryota; Fungi; Ascomycota; Eurotiomycetes; Eurotiales; Aspergillaceae
Product: HECT-type E3 ubiquitin-protein ligase
Exons: 3
Coding region: 1-3729 (1242 amino acids)
Biological process (GO): protein polyubiquitination; ubiquitin-dependent protein catabolic process
Molecular function (GO): ubiquitin protein ligase activity; protein binding
Source: RefSeq, a predicted model, not a curated record
AUGUUUCAGUCAUUCACUGGAAGCUCUCGCCGUCCGAGGCAGGUCAACCUCAGCGGCCGCGCCAACAAUCCCUUUGCUGCCUUCCCAGGUAGCUCGCCCGGUCGAAAUACCCCUCAUGCUUCAAAUCCACAAAGUGCCGUCGCAAUCGCACAGCAAGAACGCCUUCAGAGACAACGGGAACGGGAGAAACAGAAUGCCGUGCGGGUCGUCCAGCGAGGGUGGCGGGGCUAUCGCAGUAGGAAAGCUACAUAUGGCAUGUGGAGGCUGGAAUGGGACAACAAUGAAAGGAAAAUGAUGGGAGCUACAGACCUGAUGGCCGCCAUCGAAGGUUCUGCAGACGACUUGGUCGUUGCAUCGGACCCUCCUGCGCCAUAUGCAACCGCAGACCAGUGCCUCACUCAACUCCGCCUACUAGUCCAAUUUGUCUCGCCACGAAGGCACGAUGACAUUCUCCGACUUGUACAUUUUGUUGGUGCCUUCGAACGAACCUUUCGAACCCUACAUACGAUCGCAGCAGAGGGCGAAUGGACCAAGCUUCUGAAACGGCUUGCCAAGUCAGUUCUCAGUGCACUGCACUCGGCUCCAAAUGCUUCUGUCCCUACGACAGCCUUGGAGAUUCUCUUAAGAGCGAUCAUGUUCCUGACGGGAUUGAUGCCGAAGCAGAUGGCAACCAUCGCAGAGACGUAUUACGAUACCAUGGCAUACUUGACAAUUAAUUUGUCAAGUCUGCAGCGAUCAGAACAGAGCAGUGAUCCCCAUCGACCGGCCAUUAAUCCUGAGCUUCUCCAGGAAGCUGUUCUUGCCCUCCUCCGACCGAUUACCUCCGAGACCAUGUCUGCCUACGAGUCGUUCGCCGUUUCGUACCUCACAAUUCCAAGCCUCGAGAGCUACCUGGGCAAGAUGGAUGAACUCGCCGGGCAAAUAAACUAUAGAAUGCUAUCGCUGGCGAUCUUAGCUCACCUGGGAUCUACUUCGCAACGCUCUGUUAUUCUGGAAGACAUUCAGGCGCGCACUUGGUUGUUAUCAUACUUGAUUUACUUCCAACAACAUACCUCUGGCACUCAGGACAGCUCCCAUGCCCCAGAGCUUGAGUUUGUGAUUGUUGUCUCUGAUCUGCUGACCUCAACGGCUAGCUUCCUCGUGCAGGGCUUCGAGGUGGAUGAAUCCAUCGAUACGGAUUCACCUCGGGGUGUGCGGCCUCUGCAUCCCUUUAUCAAGGAUCAAAUCAAUAGCCUCAUCAACCAAAGUAGCGUCACUGGACUGCUUUCUCGUAUUCGAUCAUCCCCUCUCCCACAGACUGACUCGACAAAUGAAGACUCCGAGGCAUCGAAAGAAGCCAGGGUCCUUGCAAAAUAUGCCCUCAAUUUACUGCGAAUCUUCCCCCGACGAGGCGAUGAUAUUCGGAUGUGGUUGUAUCUGGGCUCCGCUCCAUCUGGCGAGCAAAUUUCAGGCCAGCCAGAUGCGAAGAUACCGGCUAUCAAAUUCUUCUGGCAGGCGACUAGAUCUAGUCGCAUCUUCCAAAUCAUCAGCAGUGAUUCGACAAAGGUGCUUCCGCUAUUGCUCUUGCCACAACAAGCGAAGGAAACCACCGAAAUCCCCCAAGAUCAACGUGAUCAAGAAUGGACGACCAUACUUCUCUUCCUUGAGCUGUAUACUUUUGUUCUGAAGGUCAUGGAUGAUGAUGAGUUCUUCUCGAGCACGUCAUCAUUCACAUCCUCGGAUAACGCCAAACAAUCGUGGACAAGAGAAAGUGCAUUGCCGCUACGUGAGAUUAGAGAUAUGACCGUGUUCUUGAAAAAUCUCGCAUUCACGCUUUACUGGAAUGCGGUUGACUUGAGUGAACCAGAGACUGGGACGACGGGUGUGAGCUUGAGCAGCUACUUCAGUAGCAGCACACAGACGUCGGGCUCCGCGGUAUUGGUCCCAAGUACGAGAGAGCUCGAAUCCAAAUCUCAGAGCAACAACCUUCCCGGAGUGACUGGAAUCCCGCUUGAAUACUUCAAGGGCCUCGUAACGGGUCUCUUGCGAAUGUUGCAUGAACGAGAUUCACGCCGCAAGUUCCUGCCGAAAGAUCACUGGCUCAUGACCAGCCGGUUUGAUAUGGAAGGUUUCAUUUCGGCCGUUGUCGGAGAAGAGGAGAGACGACAUGAGUUCCAAGCCCGAGCCGAUGAUUCGGGUGACGCUGACCUGAUGGAUGAGGAUGAAAACACGCCAAUUGGUCUUGCGGGGACUGGCCACGCUCAGCAGACCAUCCGCCUUGAGUCUUUGCGGCGUCAUCAGCAGCGGGUUGCCCGAGGAAGGGUGUUGGCGGCCAUUGCACCCAGGCUGGAGAUCCUUCGAAAUAUGCCAUUUUUCAUCCCGUUUGCCACUCGGGUCCAGAUCUUCCGCGAAUUCAUCUUCCAUGAUCAACAUCGUCGACGACACGGAUUCGUUGAUCCCGACUCCUGGCGUGCCUCUGUGGCUCAAGCUACCAUGGGCCAAAUGAUCAACGGACACCCUGCUGUCCAGGAUGUGCUGGCUCGCCACCAAGCCGAGAUUCGGCGUGAAAAUGUCUUCGACGACGCCCUUGCUCAGUUCUACCCACUGGGCGACGGUCUCAAGGAACCAAUCCAGAUCAGCUUUAUUGAUCGAUUUGGGGCCAUGGAGGCUGGUAUUGAUGGCGGUGGAGUGACCAAGGAGUUCCUCACUAGCAUUACUAGUGAGGCAUUUAAGACCGAAAAUGACUUCAGCAUGUUUGCGGAGAAUGAUCAGCAUCUUCUAUACCCUAAUCCCACAGCUGUCGAACAGUGUAAGGAAAGCCUGCGGGAGGCUGCAGUGAGCGAGUCCAGCCUCAAAUGGUCCGAACAAAUCCGGGAUCUCCUGCGUCGGUAUGAGUUCCUUGGUCGUGUCAUUGGUAAAUGUCUCUACGAGGGAAUUUUGGUAGAUGUCAACUUUGCACCGUUUUUCCUGCUGAAGUGGGCAUUGACGGGUGGUACUGGAUCAGCCAUGAAGGAGUCCUCUUACCGAGCCAAUUUGAAUGAUCUGAAGGAUCUUGACCAGGGAUUGUACCAAGGCCUUCUCCAAUUGAAGAACUACCCAGGCGACGUCGAGGACUUUUCUCUGGACUUCACCGUGACUGAUACGAUUCCUAUGCCCGGGUCAGCAAAUCGGACUAAGACAAGAGAACUACGGUACAAUGGCUCGAAGACGCCGGUGACGAAUCAGAAUCGCCUAGUUUAUAUCUCUUACAUUGCACGCUACCGAUUGCAGGUGCAGCCCGCCAUGCAGACCAACGCUUUCCUGCAAGGUCUUGGACAGAUCAUCCAGCCCGCCUGGCUUUCUAUGUUCAACCAGUCCGAGUUACAGACGUUGGUGAGCGGCGAGACCGGUGACAUCGACGUCGAGGAUCUUCGGCGCAACACCCAGUAUGGUGGCGUGUAUACCAUUGGCGACGAUAACCAGGAGCACCCCACUGUCCAGCUGUUCUGGAAAGUGAUGCAUGAGCUGAACAACGAAGAGCGACAGAAGGUCAUCCGGUUUGUGACCUCGACACCGCGUGCUCCGCUGCUUGGAUUUAGCCAUCUCAACCCGCGCUUCAGUAUUCGGGACUCCAGCGAGGACCAAGAACGACUUCCGAGUACGAGCACCUGUGUCAACCUACUCAAGCUGCCCCGCUACGCUACUGCCGAGAUACUACGCAGCAAGCUACUCUAUGCGGUGAGCUCUGGUGCUGGAUUUGAUUUGAGUUGA